This is a messenger RNA of Wallemia mellicola CBS 633.66, 1645 nucleotides long. RefSeq names its product acid protease. The record is from RefSeq and is a predicted model, not a curated record. Gene Ontology annotation, biological process: proteolysis. The coding region runs from base 70 to 1455 and encodes 461 amino acids. The transcript has 4 exons. NCBI's taxonomy places the organism in Eukaryota, Fungi, Basidiomycota, Wallemiomycetes, Wallemiales, Wallemiaceae. Gene Ontology annotation, molecular function: aspartic-type endopeptidase activity.
CGUUGCGCCGCAAUACGUCUGGGCGUUGUAAGACCGUGUGUAACUGAAUAUUCUUUUAGCUACACAAUCAUGAUCUUAUUGUCAAUAGUAACAGCGUUAUUGACAGCUGAAUCUGCAUUAGCGAAUACGCUCUCAUUACCAAUCUACCAGUCAAAACGCGACGAUAGUGAGAUUGACGAAUGGGCACAUGCGCAGGGAAUUAAGCAGCGUGCUAAGUAUGGCCAUCCCCUACUUUUAGACAGACAAUCAAACUUAUCAGAAAGGUCUAUAAUUGCCUUGACUAACCAGAACAUUGAUGCCGCUUAUUAUGCUACAAUUGGUGUCGGUCAACCACAGCAAGCGUUCCAAGUCAUUCUCGACACCGGUUCCUCCGCAUUAUGGCUCAUUUCACAGGAAUUAGCGCAAGCUGAGAACGGCCAAUUCGGUAGCGGCUACGAUACAUCUGCAAGCACAUCAUUCAAGAACAAAACCGACUCUUUUAGCGUUACAUAUGGUUCCGGUAAAGCUUACGGCUAUGAUGCGAGCGAUGAUGUACAACUCGGUACAUACAGCUUAUCAUCCUCACCAUUAGCCGUCGUUGAUCAAGUCACAUCCACACUUAUCGCAUCUCCAGUCUCUGGUAUUAUGGGUCUCGCUUGGUCGAGUUUAUCCCAGGAUGUUGGUACACCAUUUUGGCAGCAACUCGUGCAAAACAACCAAAUUAGUGCAGAAAACACCAUGUCAUUCUACCUUACUCGUAUGCGUUCAAACAGCCAGGCUCAGUCACUCGAGCCAGGUGGAACAUUCACACUCGGCGAAAUUGAUAGCUCACUUUACACGGGCGACAUAUCAUACCACGACAUCAUAGGUGAAGACUGGUGGAGAGUCAAGAUGACCGGAAUUAAAGUCAAUGGCGAGACCGUCUUCACACCAACGAUGACGAUUGGUGCAGGUGUCGACUCAGGCACAACACUUAUCGGUGGACCACACGACGAUAUCGCAAAGAUUUGGGAUGCAGUUGAAGGUGCACAGGAGGGAUCAGGAAGCUAUGCCGGAUACUGGUUCUACCCUUGUGACGCCAAUCCUAACAUCGAGAUCGAAAUAGACGGAACAACCUACGCUGUUAACCCAGAAGACCUUAAAUUUAACAGGGCUAGCUCAGGUACAUGCCAAGGAGCCAUCUUUGCACUUACUUCUGGAUCGACAACAGGUAGUGACACAAGCUUAGAAUGGGUACUCGGUGACACGUUCAUGAAGAAUUAUUACACUGUUUUUAGACAUACACCAGCAUCUGUAGGAUUCGCCCAACUCUCUGAUCAAGCUGUUGCAAGCCAGACGAAAGUAGGCUCAAUUCCAUCACCAACUGUCGGUGAAGCCGAUAGCUUUGGUGGUUCAGAUGCAAGACCAAACUAUAGUACGACUGUGAUACUCCCAAUUACAAUAGCACUUACAACAUUGAUCGCAUUAUCAAUAUAAACACGCCUACUGGACAAUACUUUUUGCAUUUUAUUUAUGAACCAUGCCAUUUGGGAAAAUGGCACGAAUUCUCAAAAGAAAACCCUAGGAGGACCCCAGGAUUUUCAUUAUUGUAAUUAUGACUUCUUUUAUAUGUAUACGAAUACGCUCGUUUAUAGAUAAAAGAAGUCAUAAUUACAAGAAUAAAAAU